GAGAGGAGUUGAAAUAAGAGAACUCCAUGUUUGACCAUCCUGGUGGGUCUCCUGCCUUCUACACUCCUCCACUAAACCCAAAGACUCGCCUGGUCCCAAGAUCCUCCAGAGAGAUAGUCCGGAUGGUGUAUUUUGUCACCCCACUGUGGGGGCUCUGAGAUGCAUAGUAUAUUUUGGUACAACAAUUUGGGGGCUCUAGAAAGCACAGCAGAGGCUCUGACCUACGUUAUUCAGACCUUUAGUAGCUGGUCCUUUUGUGGGGCCAUAAAGGCUGGAGACAGCAGGACUCUGGGAUAGAUAGAGACGAGGAGCCAGUCAGAGCAACUUUACAACAUGGAGUCACCUUGAUUAAUUUUCUGUGUACAGAGAGAACCUGGAGCCAGAGAGAAUGAACCCUGGGAGCCUGAGACCUGGUAAGGACUUGGUGACAUUCAAGGAUGUGGCUGUGGACUUCACCCAGGAGGAGUGGGGCCUCUUGGAUCCUCCACAGAGGGAGUUGUACAAGGAGGUCAUGGUGGAGAAUGCCUGGAACCUGCUGUCCCUGGGCAUUCCAGUUCCCAGAGACGAUGUGAUCUCUUAUUUUAAGCAAAAGCAAGCACCCUGGGUGCUGGACCAAGAAGCCCUGAGGAGCUGCUUCCAAGUGAGUGAGGUGAAAGCAGGGAUGUGA
Molecule: messenger RNA, 667 nt
Organism: Sarcophilus harrisii (Tasmanian devil)
Lineage: Eukaryota; Metazoa; Chordata; Mammalia; Dasyuromorphia; Dasyuridae
Product: zinc finger protein 74-like
Exons: 3
Coding region: 389-667 (92 amino acids)
Biological process (GO): regulation of DNA-templated transcription
Source: RefSeq, a predicted model, not a curated record